CUGUUUUUAAUUACUGCUUAAGAGCUAAUGGUAAAAGAGCAAUCUAUCAGCAAUUUGCGAAUUUGAAGUUUCACAGGAGAUCCUCGCUAUUAUUUCUGAGUGAUAUUUCACAAGCUUAUUUUUUGAUCAAUAGAAUUUAGUUGACAACUUUUUCGACUGAGAACGUUGAUUUUCCAGAUCCAUACGCUCCAUUGUGUUUGUUGACCCGAGUAUAAUUUGUAUACAACAUGUACAUCUAUAAAAUUCGUGGCACUUAGAAAAUAAACAGAUAAUGCAGCAAAAUAAACACGCAUCAUAUCUGGUCUUCAUUUUAGGGACGUUCAUUAUCAGCCGGUCAUGACCAGUCUAACUUGAUACGGCUGUGCAUUAUUUAUCCAUCCGUCAUUUCUGACAGCCAAGUAAAAACAAUAACAUAACCUCAAAUCACAAAGUAAGUUAACUUUGAAUAGUUUUCAUUUCCAAGAUUAGGUCAUCAAUUAACUGAUAAGUUUGUACAGCUAACGAGUUUAACGUUACACGGGAAGUGCAGAGAUUGCAGCCAUGACGAAGGAUUUGAAAGUAUUAGUUUCUUCAAAUGAUUAUAAUGAGGCGGGGUUGAAAGCUCUACGGGAACAUUUCACGGUUCUCCAGUCUAAGUACCUCCACUUUGGCGAGGAAGGCAUCACAUUAAACAAGGAGGAACUGCUCCGACUGGCUCCCGGCAUCUCCGCCUUGGUGUGGGUGUCUCACCACUCUAUCACUAAAGAGCUGCUUGACGCUGCUGGUCCUUCCCUCAAACUGGUGGCAACCGUAUCAGCUGGUUACAACCACUGCAAUGUAGACGAGCUCAAGACGCGUGGUAUCAAGUUGUCAAACACACCAGAUGUCCUCCGCCCGGCGGUCGCUGAAAUCGCUAUUGCGUUGAUGUUGGCCACUGGAAGACGGUUUACGGAGAAUUUGGAACAAGUCCACAGUGGACAAUGGGAGAUAGGGUUCCAGAAAGUGUUGGGGCAGGAGAUCCGCGGCAGCACGGUCGGGGUUUUCGGGCUCGGCGGCAUAGGGCAGGCCAUCGUGAAGAGGCUGGCUGGGUUCGAGGUUGAGAAGUUCCUUUACACUGGACACAGGGAGAAGCCGCAAGGCAAGGAACUCGGCGCCCACUUCGUAUCCAAGGACGAACUGCUGGCUCAGAGCGACUUCGUGAUCCUCGCUGUGCCUCUGAAUAAUGAGACCAAGCUGAUGGUGAACAAGGAACUGCUGGGGAAGAUGAAGAAGAACGCAAUACUUAUUAAUGUUGGCAGGGGAGAUCUGGUAGACCAAGAUGCGCUAUACGACGCCUUGAAGAACAAACAGAUCUACGCAGCCGGUCUGGAUGUGACCACCCCUGAACCCCUGCCGAAGGAUCACAAGCUGCUGACCCUCCCUAACCUCUUCGUCCUUCCCCACAUCGGCAGCGCCACAGUUCGCACCCGCGACGACAUGGGAGUCCUCGCGGCUCGCAACGUCAUCAACGCUCUCAACGGGAAGCCCCUUCUCACGCCUGUGCUGCCCUGAUCCUAGCACUAGUUAUAGUCUGACGAGAAGAGUGGAAAAUAAUAGGGGCGGUGGCGCGUCUAUCUAAACCGCUUUGCAUGUGGCAACUAUUUUGACGCUUAUUUUUUUUUUUUUUUUAAUACUACGUCGGUGGCAAACAAGCAUACGGCCCGCCUGAUGUAAAGCGGUCACCGUAACCUAUGGACGCCUGCAACUCAAACAGUGUCACAUGCGCGCUGCCACACCAUUAGAAACCUGUACAUUCCCUUUUGCUGUGUUAAGUACACAGCAAAAAGGAGUGCACAAGUUCUAAGGAGGGUUCGGGUUGCCGCCGACUCAAAGCCAGCCGCUUCUGUGUGCAAAGUAGUAUUGCUGUGAUAAUAGUUAUUUGUUAUACAAGGGGGCAAAGUUGUAU
Leguminivora glycinivorella is the source of this 1924-nucleotide messenger RNA. RefSeq names its product glyoxylate reductase/hydroxypyruvate reductase-like. The record is from RefSeq and is a predicted model, not a curated record. Lineage: Eukaryota; Metazoa; Arthropoda; Insecta; Lepidoptera; Tortricidae. Bases 541 to 1530 code for a protein of 329 amino acids. Gene Ontology annotation, cellular component: cytosol. The transcript is spliced from 8 exons. Gene Ontology annotation, molecular function: hydroxypyruvate reductase (NADH) activity; NAD binding; hydroxypyruvate reductase [NAD(P)H] activity.